Macrosteles quadrilineatus (aster leafhopper) is the source of this 1275-nucleotide messenger RNA. Its product is annotated as deoxynucleoside kinase-like. The record is from RefSeq and is a predicted model, not a curated record. The transcript is spliced from 5 exons. Lineage: Eukaryota; Metazoa; Arthropoda; Insecta; Hemiptera; Cicadellidae. Gene Ontology annotation, molecular function: deoxynucleoside kinase activity. The coding region runs from base 167 to 1033 and encodes 288 amino acids. Gene Ontology annotation, cellular component: cytoplasm; mitochondrion.
AAAAGGCUGUUUUCAUCCCUUUCUUUAUUAUUGUCUUCUCUAGAUUUGAGUUGUGACUGGUGAAUAAGUAAUCAUUAUAGUCUAACAACAGUUUUGUUUUGAGCAUUAUCAAGGACAUAGUCACUUGUAACCCGCCAAAAUCAUAAUUAACCAAUGAAAAAUUGACAUGUUUUUUAGUUUGGCGCGCAAAGUGUUGAGAAACUUGUUAGUCUUACCGGUGCCACAAUUAAAAUCAUCUAAAAACAUAUCAUCCUUUACCAACAAGAAUUUGAACUCAUUGUUGGAAAUGGAUAUAAAACCAGUUUCAAAGUCUCCAAGACCAUUUACAAUAUUUGUCGAGGGCAACAUUGGAAGUGGCAAAACAACAUUCCUAAACCAUUUUUCCAAGUAUGAUGCUAUGAUAUUGUCUGAGCCUGUUGAAUUCUGGAGAAACGUCAGGGGACAUAACAUGCUGGAGUUGAUGUAUAAAGACCAAGCUAGGUGGAGUUUAGCUUUUCAGAGUAUUGUACAAAAGACAAUGCUUGAUCUACACCUGCAAAACACCAGUAAACCUAUCAAGAUGAUGGAAAGAUCCUUAUACAGUGCAAGGUAUUGUUUUAUUGAAAAUCUACAUAGAAAUAAAGUAUUGGCUUCCCCAGACUAUGCAGUGCUCGACGAAUGGUUCCAGUGGAUUGUAAAAAAUAUGGACACCAGUGGAGAUCUUAUCGUCUAUUUAAGGACAGAUCCAGAGGUUGUACAUCGUCGGAUAAAGGCUCGAGCUCGCUCAGAAGAGGCUCAAGUUCCGCUGGAAUAUCUUCAACAGUUGCACCAGAUGCAUGAGAAUUGGCUGGUGAAGAAAACUGCAUUUUCAUGCCCUGCCCCAGUGGUAAUUGUAGACGCCAACAAGGAUUUGUCAAGUAUGGAAGAAGAGUAUGAGAAAUGUGAGACGGUGAUGAUGAAUAAGGGUUCAGUGUUCUCUAUCAAGAAUCGUUCUCCGGCUGUGGAGUCUUACCGUUCAGGAAUCACUCAGUCCCCGACCAAAGUUGUAUUGUGAUAAAUAAAGUCAUCAUGAUAAUAAUCUAUGGGCCAGAAAGCUUUAGGAAAUUGUUUCUGUAAGUACAGUGCAAUGUGAGGAUUUAGAUAAUAAUAAUUUUCAUUGUUUGUUUGUGUGUUUGUUAUUUAACUGAUCUAUAUUUUGGUGUUAAUUUUACCAAGCCGCUCUUAGGCAUUUCUGGAAAUUGAAAUUGAUACCUGUUGAUUGUAAGCUAGUUAAAUAAACAUAUAUGACAUUUUUCA